This is a messenger RNA of Myotis lucifugus (little brown bat), 1826 nucleotides long. RefSeq names its product beta-casein-like. The record is from RefSeq and is a predicted model, not a curated record. Gene Ontology annotation, cellular component: extracellular region. Lineage: Eukaryota; Metazoa; Chordata; Mammalia; Chiroptera; Vespertilionidae. Bases 893 to 1498 code for a protein of 201 amino acids. The transcript is spliced from 5 exons.
AUGUAUUUAAGAACAAAGUAAAAUGCCUGCAGAAUUCUCUGUUCAAGCACUUUCUGUGCUGGCUGCUACUUGAAUUGUCACUGUGCCUCACCCUCUUCUUUAAGAGAACUCCACAGUCCUUUUUUGUGUCUUGAGCUCUCUCCACUCUGACCUCAUGUCCUGCUUUGACUGCUUUUUGAGCACCUUCUGUGGAUUAAACAUUGAGUAGGAGCUGUGCUACAAAUUGAAAAGCAGAUGCCCAUAGGAAAGAAUUGCAAUAUAGGGGUGGGCAGACAUGCAAAUAGACAUAUUUUGUCAUUACAGGAGUCACUUUAGUAAAUAAGAAGCAGUGAGACUUAGUUUUAGUCUUAAGUCUGUCUGGGAGAGUCAGGCAGAUAUAUACACUUGCACCACUGUUGGGGUCUGUCACCUGAUAAAUGGUACCUGGAUUACUUUAUGUCUCAGAUCCUUAGGGAAAGUAUUUUAGUUCUUACAGUUCAUUUGAAGACUGCACAUAACAAAUGAACUAAGAAUAAUGAACAGAAUGUAUUGACACUUAUAAUUUCUUAGUAAUGAAUUUUAUUCUUUUAGAAUCAGAUGGCGUCUUUUGUGGGUUUUGUAUUUUUCAUUUGUUGUCAUAGGGAGGGAACAUAGAGGGAAAACUAGCGUCUACAAAAUGCCUCUGGUUGUAAUAUGUUUGCUAAUUUCCUCUUCUUUCUUGACUGCAUUCAUCUGUCUCUUUUAUAGAAUAAGCUUGUGUAAAACAGGGAAACAUAUAAGUUUCAGUAAUUAUGCUGUAUUUUAAAUAUUAUCAAGCAAGAUGUCCAUAUUAACCUUGUAAUUUCUUCAUUUUCUGUUUCAUACUGGCAAAAAAAUUUCCAUUAUAACUUAACCUACUUUUAUUUUUAUUUUUAUGAAGGAAUCCAUUACCCACAUCAACAAGAAACCUGAGCAGUUUGAAAAUGAGAAACAGCAACAAAGAAAGGAUGAACACCAGGACAAAACCCACCCCUUUGUCCAGCCACAGCCUCUUUUCUAUCCUUAUGCUGAGCCCAUGCCUUACCCUAUGCUUCCACAAAAUAUCCUGCCUCUUGCUCAGCCUGCUAUGGUGCUGCCUCUCCUUCAGCCUGAAGUGAUGGAAAUCCCCAAUACUAAGGAGACCAUCAUUCCUAAGCGCAAUGUGAUGCAAUUGCCUAAAUCUCCAGUAGUGCCAUUUCUUCAGCGCCAGAUCCCAAACCUCACUGAUCUCAAAGCACAGCUUCCUCUGCCUCUGCUCCAGCCCUGGAUGCCCCAGAUCCCCCAGCCUCUUCUUCAGACUCCCAUGCUUCCCACUCAGCCCCUGGUCUCCCUUCCUCAGUCCAAAGUCCUGCCUCUUUCCCAGCAAGUGCUGACCUACCCCCAGAGAGCAAUGCCUGCCCAAGCCCUUGUGCUGAACCAAGAGCUUCUGGUUGACCCUACCCAGGCAUUCUACCCUAUGAUGCAACCUAUUGCCCCCAUUUACAACUUACAACAAGUUUAAGAGGAUUUCAAAGUUAAUGUUUGCCCCUCAUAUUUGAAUUGACUGCGACUGGAAAUGUGGCAUCUUUUCAAUCUUUGUAUUCUGCUAUCCAAAAAAUUAACAUUUUUAAAUGAUUCAACAUGCAAAACAUGAAAAUGUAUUUAUUUAUGUAUUAUAUAACAUUCAUUUUAAUUUGACUCAUAACCUCUCUUUUCCAUAUUUUAAUUCAGAAAGUACCACAAAUUUCAAUUUUGAGUUGGAAAUGCCAUAACCCUAUCAAUAAUAUGUAUUCAAAUAGUUUCUGUAAUUGUACUUAUUAUUGCUAUUUCCUAAACAGUCACUUCAAUAA